CCGCCGACGCACUGCCUGAGGGGGUGCGCCGGCAGCUUCCGGUGUGAGUGACUAGUGGUGCCGAAUUAGGGGGACAUCAACGGACGCUCAGGUAGGGACCAUGGCGGACGGCGACUUGGAGCGGGCAGAUGGGCGCAUCGUCAAGAUGGAGGUGGACUACAGCGCCACGGUGGAUCAGCGAUUGCCGGAGUGCGAGAAGCUGGCCAAGGAAGGAAGACUUCAAGAAGUCAUUGAAACCCUUCUCUCUUUGGAAAAACAGACCCGAACUGCUUCUGAUAUGGUGUCUACAUCCCGUAUCUUAGUUGCAGUAGUGAAGAUGUGCUAUGAGGCUAAAGAAUGGGAUUUACUUAAUGAAAAUAUUAUGCUUUUGUCAAAAAGACGGAGUCAGUUAAAACAAGCUGUUGCAAAAAUGGUUCAACAGUGCUGUACUUACGUUGAGGAAAUCACAGACCUUCCAAUCAAACUUCGAUUAAUUGAUACUCUACGAAUGGUUACAGAAGGAAAGAUUUAUGUUGAAAUUGAGCGUGCUCGGCUGACUAAAACAUUAGCAACUAUAAAAGAGCAAAACGGUGACGUCAAAGAGGCAGCUUCCAUUUUACAAGAGUUACAGGUAGAAACGUAUGGGUCAAUGGAAAAGAAAGAGCGAGUGGAGUUUAUUUUGGAGCAAAUGCGGCUCUGCCUAGCUGUGAAGGAUUACAUUCGUACACAAAUCAUCAGCAAGAAAAUUAACACCAAAUUUUUCCAGGAAGAAAAUACAGAGAAAUUAAAGUUGAAAUACUAUAACUUAAUGAUUCAGCUGGAUCAACAUGAAGGAUCUUAUUUGUCUAUUUGUAAGCACUACAGAGCAAUCUAUGAUACUCCCUGUAUACAGGCAGAAAGUGAAAAGUGGCAACAGGCCCUGAAAAGUGUUGUCCUUUAUGUUAUCUUGGCUCCUUUUGACAAUGAACAGUCAGAUUUGGUUCACCGAAUAAGUGGUGACAAGAAGUUAGAAGAAAUUCCUAAAUACAAGGAUCUUUUAAAGCUUUUUACCACAAUGGAGUUGAUGCGUUGGUCCACACUUGUUGAAGACUAUGGAAUGGAAUUAAGAAAAGGUUCUCUGGAGAGUCCUGCAACUGAUGUUUUUGGUUAUACAGAGGAAGGUGAAAAAAGGUGGAAAGACUUGAAAAACAGAGUUGUUGAACAUAAUAUUAGAAUAAUGGCCAAGUAUUACACGAGGAUAACGAUGAAGAGGAUGGCACAACUUCUGGAUCUGUCUGUUGAUUUUGUCUCUCUCUUGCAGGAGUCAGAGGCUUUUCUCUCGAAUCUAGUAGUUAACAAGACCAUCUUUGCUAAAGUAGACAGGUUGGCAGGAAUUAUCAACUUCCAGAGACCCAAGGAUCCAAAUAAUUUAUUAAAUGACUGGUCUCAGAAACUGAACUCAUUGAUGUCUCUAGUUAACAAAACCACACACCUCAUAGCCAAAGAGGAGAUGAUACAUAAUCUACAAUAAGCGUCUCCAUGCCCUUAGUGCUUCUAGAAAAGAGUUAAAAUUGGAAGUCAUUAAAAAAGAAAAAGACUUUUAUGGGGUAUAUGUUGGGUUUUUUUUUUUUUUUCUAUUCUCAGCUCUUUUGUCUAAAAUUUAAAAGCUAGUGAACAUGUUUGAGGCCCCUUUUGAUCUUCAGUUCCUCGAUUUCAUUGUUAACUUUGCAUGUGCAAUUGGUGCAAAAAUAUAUAAUACAUUUCUAUUGUCUGAGUACUCAAAAAAUUGUCAUAACUUACCUAAAUACGUUAUUCUAUCAUUUGAAACCUUUUUAGCUACUAUUUGUUUUCAUUCAGCUAACAACCAUAACUAUAAUAAUAAAAGCAGUAUAUGCACGUUUACCUUCCAUGGUUACCUGUGUUUCUAAACAUUUUGUGGGAUAGUGAUUUAAGUGUUUUUUAAAUAAAAUUAAUUUUGUUGUAAAGCUAUUGAUUAUUUAGUAGAAUUUAAAAAGCAGCAUAGAACCUAUAAGAACAUUUGGGAUAAAGUUGUGACUUGUGAAGAAUUUGUAUUUUAGUAUUGUGGUAGAAAGUCUCUAGACUGAGUGUGUACAGAGCUAUCUGGUAGGCUAUAGACUUUUUUUUUUUUUUUUGAGUCAAGCUAGUUUCAGUCACAGUAGCUUAUUGUUACCCCCUUUCCCUGACUUGACCAGGUGUUGAACUAAUUGUGUUGACAGAGGUUAAUACACAAGGUCAUUUUUAUAACUCCUUUGUGGCUCUAACUUCCAUGUGUAAUUACAUCAUUAAUGCUCCAACUUCAUUCUCUCCUAUAGGAACUUUAAUUCCAUUAUAUGCGUGCUAGAUAACAACCUAAAAUGCAUUAAAAAUGACCAAAAAAAAAAGAGACUUCAGGCCACCCUCUUGGCAAAUGGUAUAGUGUUGACACUUUUUUUUAAACAGAAUUAAAGUAGUUUUACUGUUAAAAGAAACAUCUGAGAUCACUUACUAUGAGCAAAUUUUAGAAGUUUUAAAAUUUGAUUUCAGAGAAAAUGGAAACAGGAAACAAUGUUAGGUUAUUUAAAAUAUGUUUAAAUGAAGAAAGUAUAAGAUCUUUUUUUUAAAAUACAAAUAGAGAGGGAAAGGCAUUCUGGAAACAACAGUUUUCACAAUUCAUUUUCCAUUUAAUGAUCACUAAAUCGUCCUAUUUCGUGAUCCCAGGGCUGGGGACAGUUGUAGAACCUCUAUUGUGAAUAAUAACGUAGUAUUAAUCUAAUUUUAUUCUUUGGAAAUUUAAUGUAUUGGUCACAUUAAUAACAAUAUCUGCUAUCACUUAUCUUUAAAAACUAUCGAAAAAUAUGGCAAGGUAAGAAACAUCAGAAGUUUACAUUAGCAGUAAGAAUAUAGUUUUUAAUUUUCUAUUGAAUGAAAAGGAUGGAAAAUAAAAUCAUUUUGCAUUGUUAAUUUGUAAAUUGAGUUGGAACUAAUUUGAAUUCUAGCUUCUCAUUAACUUCAUCUUUCUAGGGACUCAUUCCCCUUGUACUUGCCAAACCUAGACUGUUUGGCCAAAUAUGUUUCUGUAAAGAUCUCAAAUGCUCCUCUUCUUUGUUUUUUAUUUUAACAUGCUCACCCUCAAACUAAGCUUUUUGUGUGUUCUGAUUUGGCGCCAUUUGUAACUGUGUCCCAGUGACCAAAUCCCACUUGACUUGAUUAACUGCUCAUCCAUUGUUUUUUCUGUCCAAGCAAACUUAAGAGUUAUUACCAAUUUCUCGUGUUACAAAGAAGAAUCCAUUAGCUUAAGGCAGUAAAAUAUUUGAGAUGUUCUGAACCUAAAAUCCUGGCUCGCAUUUCUGACCUAAAGCUGGCAUGCAUGAAAAGGUUAGAACCACUUUGUUUUAAUAUGGAGAAGUGAAUACUUGACUCAUUGUUUUCAUUAGGUUACUAACCAGCAGGAGAGGUGAUGAGCCACUGUUUUUUUUGUUUGUUUUUAAUGAAACACCUUUUACCCUUUCAUUUCUGUAUAAUUUAUGUUUUUAUUUUAGAGUUCAAUCAUUAUUUCUGUAAUUAUCAAUUUCCAUAUGCUUUUUGUUGAAUCAUUGAAAAACAUCUCUAAAAUUCAUACUGUUCCAUUCUAUCUCUUAAGUGUUAAAUGUAUGAUAAAAGAACAUAUUUUAAAUUGUUUCCAGCUUCUGGAUAUAGCUGCAAUAAAAGCACUAAUUUGUGGAUAUUUAAGAAAACCUGGAGAAUAAACUCAUACUUUAAAAGA
This is a messenger RNA of Lagenorhynchus albirostris (white-beaked dolphin), 3721 nucleotides long. RefSeq names its product proteasome 26S subunit, non-ATPase 12 (gene PSMD12). Bases 101 to 1489 code for a protein of 462 amino acids. The transcript has 11 exons. Gene Ontology annotation, cellular component: proteasome regulatory particle, lid subcomplex; cytoplasm; nuclear proteasome complex. The record is from RefSeq and is a predicted model, not a curated record. Lineage: Eukaryota; Metazoa; Chordata; Mammalia; Artiodactyla; Delphinidae.